UGUAGUACAGCAACAUGCAGCCUGUAGCAUGGAUAGCAGUUCCCUCCGCUUGCUGCCGAUCUAUAACUAAACAUGUCCAGCAAUGACCGGCCUCUCCGUCAUUAUUUAUUUAUUUCACUGUCUGCCUUAACGAUGCGGCAAGGAACGUUCAUCCAGAACGGUGUCAUGCGAUGUUUUGAUUGGAUUACAGCGAGUUAGCCUUUGCCCUCUAACCUCUUUGAUUUUUGGCUAGCUGCUUCCUGCCCCCCCCCCCCAACCCCCUAGCAAGGAACAGACAGAUUCACGGAGCAACUACGCCUGCCGAAGCCGCUCGGCGAAGCGCCCAGUGCGGACACGGGAGGACCGGGACGAGCCUCCACCAGUGAACUCGGAGCAGAGCUUAGCUGAGCCGAGCCACCGAACAGUCGGCGGGCGAACAAGACACGGCGAGAAAAAGAGAACCAUGCGGAGGAAAUCGAGGAUAUUGUUAUGUUUUGCGGUGCUGUGGGUGCUGGGGAUAGCCUACUACUUCUACUCCGGGACGGCGUUGGGGCGAAAGGAUGACUGGGACUCUGGUGAUUCGUCCAUCCGAAACAAAGCUCACAACUCUGACGACAAAACUCUGGAGACACUUCCACCUGGUAAGGUCCGCUGGCAGGACUUUGACCAGGAUCUGUAUGUUGGAGCCACGGUUGUUCGGCCGGGUCAGGACCCGUAUGCCAGAAACAAGUUCAACCAAGUGGAGAGCGAUAAACUCCGUAUGGACAGAGCGGUGCCGGAUACCAGACAUGACCAUUGCAGACACAAGCAAUGGAAGUCAGACCUACCAGCUUCGAGCGUGGUCAUCACCUUCCACAAUGAAGCCCGCUCUGCCCUCCUGCGUACCGUUGUCAGUGUCUUGAAGAAAAGUCCAACUCACUUGGUCAAAGAGAUCAUCUUGGUUGAUGACUACAGUGAUAAUGCUGAGGAUGGAGCGCUGCUUGGCAAGAUCGAGAAAGUCAGAGUGUUGAGAAACGACCGCAGAGAAGGACUGAUGCGUUCGAGGGUUCGUGGUGCAAGUGCUGCCACUGCUCCAGUCCUCACCUUCCUGGACUCCCACUGUGAAUGUAAUGACCACUGGCUCGAGCCGCUUCUCGAGAGAGUAGCUGAGGAUAAGACCAGAGUGGUUUCUCCUAUAAUCGAUGUCAUCAACAUGGACAACUUCCAGUACGUAGGAGCUUCGGCUGAUCUGAAAGGAGGUUUCGACUGGAAUUUGGUGUUUAAAUGGGAUUACAUGACACUGGACCAGAGACGAGCAAGACAAGGCAACCCUAUCGCCCCCAUAAAGACUCCCAUGAUAGCUGGAGGUCUGUUCGUCAUGGAUAAGGAUUACUUUGAGCAUUUAGGGAAAUAUGACAUGAUGAUGGAUGUCUGGGGAGGAGAAAAUUUGGAGAUCUCAUUUCGCGUGUGGCAGUGCGGCGGAAGUCUGGAAAUCAUCCCGUGCAGCAGAGUCGGACACGUUUUCAGAAAGCAACACCCGUAUACCUUCCCUGGUGGCAGUGGCACGGUCUUUGCAAGGAACACCAGAAGAGCCGCCGAGGUGUGGAUGGACGAGUAUAAAAACUUUUACUACGCCGCGGUCCCCUCGGCAAGAAAUGUGCCCUACGGGAACAUCCAGAGUCGUUUGGAUAUGAAGAAGCGUUUAGCCUGUCAGCCCUUUAAAUGGUACCUGGAGAAUGUCUACCCUGAGCUGCGGGUCCCUGAUCACCAAGACAUUGCAUUUGGAGCAUUACAACAGGGAGGAAACUGCCUGGACACCUUGGGACAUUUUGCUGAUGGAGUGGUGGGCGUUUACGAAUGCCACAACGCCGGAGGAAACCAGGAAUGGGCCCUGACUAAGGAUAAGUCAGUCAAACACAUGGACUUGUGCUUGACUGUGGUGGAGAGAACAGGCGGCUCCCUCAUCAAGCUGCAGGGCUGUCGAGAGAACGACAGCAGACAGAAAUGGGAGCAGAUUGAGUCCAACUCGAAGCUUCGUCACGUGGGCAGCAACCUGUGUCUGGACAGCCGCAGUGCCCGAAUGGGUGGUCUCACCGUGGAGGUGUGCAGCCCCAACCUGAGCCAGCAGUGGAAGUUUACCCUGAAUUUACAAUCAUAGGGGGGUGGGGCAACAUGACCCACGCCACCCCAGGAGCUGGACACACCAACAGACUCUGAAGACGACCGGGGGAUGAACUAGUCCGUCUUGGUCCUCCUCAGGGGGUCGGAGGUCAUAUUUUUACACGCCCGUCCCUGCCUCCCAACACAAAAACAGACAAGCGGAGGGAGGCCCCCUGAAGAGGAAGUGACUGUUGGGUCGCUAAUGAUGAAGAUACAGGCUCUCCAUCCAAACGACUACAUACCUCAGUGUUUUGUCAUCGCCGCUUUCACGAGGGUAAUCACGUGUGAACUCUUCCAGGCUUAUUCUUUUCUUCAAUGCUGGUGAAAAUGGACUCCAGUGAUUUUAUUUUGUAACUCUAUUUCUUAUGGGGUUUUUUUUCUUUCCUUCAGACUUUCCUCAAACAGAGCCAGAGUUAACCAACUUUGUUUUGGGUUUUCGGGGGGUGGAGGUUCACAGGACCAUCAGAGACGAAGAGAGGCGAAUAUUUUUUUUUAAGAGAUUUCCACAGCAGGCAGUGGAGGAUUUUACUGAACAUUUUCAAGCGUUGUGGUCUGUCCUCAGGCUGUAGCACUGGCUGCUGCACUUUACCAUCUUCAUUUUCUUCUUUAAAGCGACGACAAGGAUCUCUUAACAGCCACUUUUUGUUUACUUCUCUCACGAAGCAAAUUGAAAAAAAAAAAAUGAAAAAAAGAAACACCCUCCAAAGGACAGUCGAGGACUGAUGUGAUGUCUUUUCUUUACUAUCGCUGCUCUUCGGCUCCCUCGGGGAAGCGUUUUAUACGACUUCUGUUUGUUUUGUGAUUUUAUUUUGCUCGCCACAUCAAACUGAAUUUGUGUAAUUUACUGUCUCUUUCUCUGGUUUUCUGAGGGUAACAGGAAUAAAUAACCUAAUCUCA
Molecule: messenger RNA, 3015 nt
Organism: Nerophis ophidion (straightnose pipefish)
Lineage: Eukaryota; Metazoa; Chordata; Actinopteri; Syngnathiformes; Syngnathidae
Gene: galnt2
Product: UDP-N-acetyl-alpha-D-galactosamine:polypeptide N-acetylgalactosaminyltransferase 2
Exons: 16
Coding region: 443-2116 (557 amino acids)
Cellular component (GO): Golgi apparatus
Source: RefSeq, a predicted model, not a curated record